GGUUAGCCAACAUGAUACUUUGACAGUAGUGUUUGAGUGUUGUGAUAAAAUACUUCAAAUUGUAGUCAAGUGAAUUUCAUCAUUUAAAAUUUAUUGCAUUAUGGAAGUGUUAAAUUUAAAAGAGGGUGAAACCGUGUUAGCAGUAUGUGAAGAAGGUGCAAAAUCACUUUCUAACCCCACCUUUAAAAACAUAAAAAACCUCAAAUCUCCAAAUGAAUUAUCAGGACUCACUGAAAAUGCAAAUGAUUCUAUUUUGGUUGAAGUUCCUCAGGAACAGAUUACAGACUCUUUAACAAAACAAUUAUUCAAGUUGUGCAAACCUGGGGGACAAUUGUGUAUUAAUAAGAUCAAAGAUUUAGACAAUGUAGAGCUUAAUUUGAAAACGAGUGGUUUCACUAAUGUCCGUAGUGAAAACGGUUGGGUGAUCUCAAGUAAACCCAAAUACGAAAUUGGGUCUUCUGCAAAACUUAACCUCAAAAAACCCGCAGCCGCAGUAUGGAAACUGGAUGAUGCGGAUGAAGAUGAAACUAUAGAUCCUGAUAAUUUGCUUGAUGAUGAGGAUUUGAAAAAGCCUGAUCCGUCAUCACUUCGGGUUUGUGGAACCACUGGUAAACGUAAGGCUUGCAAGGACUGCUCUUGCGGCCUUGCGGAGGAACUUGCACAGGAGGCGAAAACAGGCCAAGUCGUAGAUACAGCUAACGCCCCGAAAUCAUCCUGUGGCAAUUGCUACUUAGGAGAUGCCUUCCGUUGCGCGAGUUGCCCUUACCUAGGAAUGCCGGCCUUCAAACCAGGUGAAAAGAUCCAACUAAGCGAUAAUCUUUUAAAGGCAGAUAUUUAAUUAAUUCCACAUAGCCAGUAUAUGUAUAAAUAUUCUAUUAAUAAAAGCGUUAAAUAAA
Tribolium madens (black flour beetle) is the source of this 896-nucleotide messenger RNA. RefSeq names its product anamorsin homolog (gene CIAPIN1). The record is from RefSeq and is a predicted model, not a curated record. The coding region runs from base 101 to 838 and encodes 245 amino acids. The transcript is spliced from 4 exons. Gene Ontology annotation, biological process: iron-sulfur cluster assembly. NCBI's taxonomy places the organism in Eukaryota, Metazoa, Arthropoda, Insecta, Coleoptera, Tenebrionidae. Gene Ontology annotation, molecular function: iron-sulfur cluster binding. Gene Ontology annotation, cellular component: cytoplasm.